AUGACGAGCCUCACCCACAGCCACGGGCACGCCGGCCACUCGCACCACCACCACCAUGACAACACCUUCCUGCUGUCCAAGAACAAGGACGACGCCGGCGUGCGCAUCACGCGCAUUGGCCUGUACGUCAACCUGGGCAUGGCCGUGGGCAAGGGGGUGGGCGGAUAUGCCUUUAACAGCCAGGCACUCACUGCCGACGCCAUCCACAGCCUGACGGACCUGGUCAGCGACGUCAUGACGCUGGCGACGGUGGGGUGGUCGCUGAAGCCGCCCUCGCAGCGCUUCCCCAGCGGCUACGGCAAGGUCGAGAGCCUGGGGUCGCUGGGCGUGAGCGGCAUCCUGCUGGCGGGCGGCUUCAUGAUGGGCUGGUCGGCCCUGAUCAGCAUCAUGCAGCAGUUCUUCCCCGAGUUUGCCGAGACGGUUGCGAAUCUGGGGCUGCUGGCCCACAGCCACCACCACCACGGCGGCGACGGCCUGGGCCCGAACAUCAACGCGGCCUGGCUGGCGGCGGGGUCCAUCCUGAUCAAGGAGUGGCUGUACCGCGCGACACUAAAAGUUGCCAACGAGCGCAAGUCGACCGUCCUCGCCUCCAACGCCUACCACCACCGCGUCGACUCGCUGACGGCGUUUGUUGCGCUGCUACUGAUUUUUGGGUCCAACGUGCUCAACAACGCGGCAUGGCUCGACCCCGUCGGCGGUCUUGUCAUCUCCCUCAUGGUUGUCCAAGCCGGCUGGGGCAACACCAAGUCUGCGCUGCUCGAGCUGGCUGACGUCGGCGUGGAAGACGAGAUGAAGGAGAACGUCACAAAGGCCGCCACCAAGGCAGUCGAGAGCAUAAGUACUACGGGCGAGAUCGAGGUUCGCGCAGUGCAGGGCGUCAAGGCCGGCCAGAACUACCUGAUGGACGUCGAGCUCGGCGUGCCCGGCACGUGGACCGUCGAGCAGACACGGGCAAUCGAGAACCUCGUCCGCGAGCGCGUCGGUGCGAAGGUGCGCGGCGUCAAGAAGGUCCGCGUGCGCUUCGUCACCAACAGCACCGGCGAGCCCGACUUCCUCGACGAGUUCAUCACCGGCGACGCUUCAGGGACAGCCACGCCCGAGUCGGAAGAGCACAACCACGACCAUGCCGAGCACAACCAUGACCAUGCCGAGCACAAGCACAGCCAGAGCACCGACGCGCGGAGGAGGAAGUGA
Messenger RNA from Boeremia exigua, 1194 nucleotides. RefSeq names its product cation efflux family-domain-containing protein. Gene Ontology annotation, molecular function: monoatomic cation transmembrane transporter activity. NCBI's taxonomy places the organism in Eukaryota, Fungi, Ascomycota, Dothideomycetes, Pleosporales, Didymellaceae. Gene Ontology annotation, cellular component: membrane. Gene Ontology annotation, biological process: monoatomic cation transport; transmembrane transport. Bases 1 to 1194 code for a protein of 397 amino acids. The transcript has 3 exons. The record is from RefSeq and is a predicted model, not a curated record.